AUGAGAUUGAAACUUAAAUCAAAUAAAGGAAUAGAAACAAUAACAAUAGAUAAAGAAACUGCAUUUAAACAGUUUUUAGACAAUUACAUAAGAAAAGAUUUAGAAGAAGUCACAUCAAUAAAAACUGGUUUCCCACCAAAACCAAUAGAUCUAAAUCAAACAUCGGGCUCAAUUUCAGAUAAAGGUAUCAAAGAUGGAGAUCAAUUACUCAUAGAAUAUUUAAAAGAAACAUCCAAGAAACGAAAAUCAGAGCCGGAAUCAUCAACAGACAACAAGAAAGCAAAUUUCGACAUACCGCAAGUAUUAAUUCCGCUGUCUAAUUCAUAUCUUAAACUUCAUAAUAUCCCAGAUGAUAAUUCAUGUUUGUUCAAUUCAAUAUCAUAUGCUAUAAAAGGGCCACAACCGCAAGAAUUAAGAAAAAUUGUUGUGGAGUAUAUUGAAAAAGAUCCAAUAUUAUAUAAUGAUGCAAUUUUAGGUCGAGAUAGACAAGAUUAUUGUAAAUGGAUACUUAAAAAUGAGAGUUGGGGAGGUGCGAUUGAAUUAGGUAUUUUAUCUUCCCAUUUCAAAGUUAGGAUAAUUUGUAUCGAUAUAGAAUCUGGUAAUUUCAUGCGAUUUGAGACGGGUAAUGAAGAGAAAUACAUUAUGUUGAUUUAUUCAGGGAUACAUUAUGAUGUUCUUACUAUUAAUGAUAAAGGAAAUUGGAAAUUGCCUGAAGAUAAGGAUAUAAUUAAAGCUGCUGAUACAUUGACUAAAAAUUUACAAGAAAAGGAUUAUUCAACUAAUACUACUACCUUUAGAGUUAGAUGUCUUGACUGUUAUUCUGUUUUAGUUGGUGAAAUGGGUGCUUCUAAUCAUGCUAAUGAAACUGGACAUUUAAAUUUUGGUGAAGUAAAGUAA
Molecule: messenger RNA, 897 nt
Organism: Insectozyma verbasci
Lineage: Eukaryota; Fungi; Ascomycota; Pichiomycetes; Serinales; Debaryomycetaceae
Source: the annotation of a GenBank genome assembly